AUGAACAAUGGGGACCAGAACGAUGAUUCCAAUCGGAGGGGGAGCAACAGUGACGACGACGACAUGACACCCGCACAAUCCCGGCGAAAGGCUCAGAACCGCGCAGCACAACGAGCCUUCCGCGAACGCAAAGAACGACACGUCAAAGACCUCGAGGCCAAGCUCGCGGCCCUACAACAAGACUCCGUCAACGUGGCCGAAGAGAACGAGCGUCUCAAGCUCCAACUACAAAAAGCAGCCACCGAGAACGAGAUCCUGAAGGCCACGGCGGCACACCCGCAUCGGGGAGGUUCAGAGCCAUUGCCCAAUGCCGGGCCGAUGCGCUACUCGCCGACGGACUUCUACACGGAGGUGCUGCGCGCGCACGACAACAAGACGCCGAGCCACAGGAUCGUGACCUCUGAUACCGGGGAGCGGCUGCUGGCUGCCGGUGCGACGUGGGACUACAUUAUCAAGCACCCGCUGUACGUCCGCGGCUUGGUGGACGUCGGGGACGUCAGCGAGCGGUUGAAGAAGGUCGCCAAGUGCGAUGGGCAAGGGCCGGUCUUUGAAGAGAGGGAGAUUAUCGAUGCCAUCGAAAAGAGCGUUGCGAGCGGGAGCGACGAACUGUUGUAA
Hyaloscypha bicolor E is the source of this 615-nucleotide messenger RNA. RefSeq lists its product as uncharacterized. Bases 1 to 615 code for a protein of 204 amino acids. Lineage: Eukaryota; Fungi; Ascomycota; Leotiomycetes; Helotiales; Hyaloscyphaceae. Gene Ontology annotation, molecular function: transcription cis-regulatory region binding; DNA-binding transcription activator activity, RNA polymerase II-specific. The record is from RefSeq and is a predicted model, not a curated record. Gene Ontology annotation, cellular component: RNA polymerase II transcription regulator complex. The transcript is spliced from 2 exons.